Molecule: messenger RNA, 1722 nt
Organism: Heterobasidion irregulare TC 32-1
Lineage: Eukaryota; Fungi; Basidiomycota; Agaricomycetes; Russulales; Bondarzewiaceae
Exons: 6
Biological process (GO): mRNA splicing, via spliceosome
Cellular component (GO): catalytic step 2 spliceosome
Molecular function (GO): RNA binding; protein binding
Source: RefSeq, a predicted model, not a curated record
AUGGCUACGAGCCAGCUCGAAAAGGCGGGCAAGGAGAAAAGCGUCGAGGACAAGGAGAAAGCUAAAGAGUUCGAUGCUCAGGCCGAAUUCGCAAAGCUCGUAGGGUCUCGGUCUGGCGGCGUUUACAUGCCACCUGCUCGCCUCCGCGCUCUUCGCGAGGCUGCAUCUUCCGACCGCACAAGCGCGGAGUACCAGCGAUUGUCUUGGGAUGCGCUACGCAAAUCUAUUACUGGUAUUGUCAACAGGGUCAACAUUGGCAACAUCAAGAAUGUGGUGCCGGAGCUGUUUGCCGAGAACUUGAUCAGGGGCCGGGGCUUGUUUGCACGUAGCAUCAUGAAGGCGCAGUCGGCGAGUUUGCCAUUUACACCCGUCUUUGCCGCAGUCAUUGCUGUCCUCAACACCAAGCUGCCUCAGGUUGGCGAGUUGGUGUUGACUCGGCUCAUCAGUCAGUUCCGAAGGGCAUUUAAGAGGAAUGAUAAGACUGUGUGUCAUUCUACUACCACUUUCAUCGCACAUCUGGUAAAUCAAGGUGUGGCCCACGAAAUCAUUGCCCUUCAAAUCCUUGUUCUUCUUCUUGAGCGGCCCACGGACGACGCCAUUGAGAUUGCGGUGGGCUUCACACGUGAAGUCGGCGCUUUCCUUGCGGAAAACUCACCCCAAGCCAACGCUUCUGUCUUUGAGCGCUUCCGUGCGGUGUUGAAUGAGAGCAAACUCAGUCAUCGUGUGCAGUACAUGAUCGAAGUGCUCAUGCAGGUCCGAAAAGACAAAUAUAAGGAUAACCCAAUAUUGCCCGAGGGGUUGGAUCUGGUGGAAGAAGACGACCAGAUCACUCACCAGAUUGGAUUGGAAGAAGAGUUACAGGUGCAAGAGGGCUUGAACAUAUUCAAGAUCGAUCCGAAUUAUCUGCAAAACGAAGAAAAGUACAAAGCUAUCAAGGCUGAAAUUCUCGGCGAGGACAGCUCUGAUGGAGAUGAAUCAGGCUCCGAAGAGAGCGAGAGCGAGGGCGAAGCCGUGGAAGAAAAGGAAGGUAUUGAAGAUCGCACGCAAACAAACCUCGUCAACCUUCGCCGUAUCAUCUACUUGACAAUCAUGAAUGCUCUCAACUAUGAAGAAGCCGUACACAAGCUUCUUAAAGUCCAGAUCCAAGAGGGUGAGGAGAUCGAGCUUGUCAACAUGAUUAUUGAAUGUUGCUCCCAAGAGCGUUCCUAUUCAACUUUCUACGGCCUCAUCGGGGAACGCUUUUGCAAGAUCAAUCGAGUAUGGAAUGAAUGCUUUGAAUCAGCCUUCCAGACCUACUACUCUACCAUUCACCGAUAUGAAACUAACCGAUUGCGAAACAUCGCGCGCCUCUUCGGCCACCUUCUUGCCACUGACGCGGUGUCGUGGGUCGUCCUGGAAUGCGUCAAAAUCAACGAAGAUGAUACUACCAGCAGCAGUCGCAUCUUUGUGAAGAUCAUGAUGCAGGAAGUGUUGGAGAACAUGGGCUUAGCGACGCUGAAGGAGCGGUUCGCAGACCCUGAAGUCAAGGCACUCUGCAGGAACAUGUUCCCUCUCGAUAACCCGAAGAAUACGCGUUUCGCUAUCAACUACUUCACCAGCAUAGGGUUAGGUGCGGUGACAGAGGAAAUGAGAGAGCACUUGAAGAACGCCCCGCGUAUCAUCAUGGAGCAACGGCGGGCAAUGCUCGAAGCCGAAUCGUCCUCUUCCGACAGCGAUUCUUCU